This is a messenger RNA of Alligator mississippiensis (American alligator), 3748 nucleotides long. RefSeq lists its product as uncharacterized. NCBI's taxonomy places the organism in Eukaryota, Metazoa, Chordata, Crocodylia, Alligatoridae. The transcript is spliced from 2 exons. Gene Ontology annotation, molecular function: nucleic acid binding; zinc ion binding. The coding region runs from base 1952 to 3628 and encodes 558 amino acids. The record is from RefSeq and is a predicted model, not a curated record. Gene Ontology annotation, biological process: virion assembly.
UUGUCCUUAAUCCUGGAUGCUAGCCUGAGUUCCAUCUUUGCCUUGGCCUUCCCAGUAGCCCUCCUACACUCCCGGGCCGAGGAGGAGUACUCCUCCUUGGUGAUAGUUCCUCCCUUCCACUGGUUGUACGCCUCCCUUUUAGUCCUCAGGCAUUGCUGAAUGCCCUUGCUGAGCCAAGGGGGUCUUUGAGCACUCUUACUCCCCUUGCUUCUCUCAGGGACUGUUAUCCUUUGGGUCUGGAAGAUCGCCCCCUUAAGAUACGACCAUCCCUUGUGGGCUCCCAUCACCUCUACCUUUUGGGCCCUCAGUGCCUCCCCCACUAGUCUCCUAAGCUCACUGAAGUUGGCUCUUCUGAAGUCAAGGGCUUUAGCCUUGGUGUGAGCCCUAGAAGCCCUGUGUUGAAUAGUGAAAUCCAGCAGGUGAUGAUCGCUAUUGCCCAGGUGGUCAAGGACCUGCAGUCCCCUCAACAGGUCAUCCCCCGUGGCCAGGACCAGGUCCAGCAAGGCGUUACCCCUAGUGGGGCUGUGCACUUCCUGGAUAAGGUGAAGGUCCUGUAAUACAGCCAGGAACCUACGCAAGCAGUCAGACCUGGCUGUCUGCUCCUCCCAGCAAAUGUCUGGGUAGUUUAGGUCACCCAUGACAAUAACAUCCCUUGACCUAACCGUCUCUGUAAGCUGACUGGAGAAGUCCUGGUCUAGCUCUUCCCCCUGGUUGGGUGGUCUGUAGUAGACACCCACUGUAAGGUCCCUUUCGCCAUGCCCCCCUUGUAGUUUGACCCAUAGUGUCUCUGCCCAACCCUCCUCCAACCCGAAGUACAUUUCUCUACUUAUACAGUUGCCCUAGUGUGGCAAAAAUGUCUCAUCUCACUACACAAAAGGCUUCACAGCUGAGAACUGUAAUCUCACUACACAAAAGGCUUCACAGCUGAGAACUGCAAAUUGUUUCUUCUCCUCUCUCCCCCACCACUGCGGGGCCAGGAGGGGGGGUCCUGUUAGGGGGAGAGAACAGUCCGAACAAUGCUUGGUUCAUGAUAAGGCUGAUUCCUGUGGGAACACAGAUUAGUUACUGCCUGCUUUGCACAUAAACUUUGCAGAAAACUGUAGCAAAUCACAGAUUGCCACAAUGGGAUCUUGUUCAUGAGAGGUAUAAAAAUGUAUCUUCGGGCGUGGCUAGGGGUCGACACGGCUUUGAGCAUUGAACUCCCUUGUCAAUCUGUUUGCAAACAAAUAAACUCGAGAUGGAUCCAGCCUGAGUGUGUAUGACUCUCUCCUUGAGGUAUAUUGGAAAAGCCUCCAGGGGCAUGAAACUAGCCGUUUGUGCAACAAUUUGGUGAGCCAGGCAGGAGUUUUCCUUGGACUACCUCGGGGUUGAACGAGAAGACCGGAAAAGGGGUCUGUGAAGUGCACACCAGACCGCUUUUGGAGUCUGUCACGGGCACUGGAACCGUGAGUCGGGACACUCGGGAAGUUAAAGGCUCUCCCUUAAAUGAGUCAACCAGGCUAAGUGGAUCUGAAGAGACGGCGCCAGGGUGUUGACGGAGUAAGUAUUCAUUUGCCUUGUGUCAUUUGAGAAGUCUUUUGGGGACUUUGUUGAGUGGUCUCUCGGGGAAUUUGGAAUUUUGGAACGUUCAGUAUAUAAGUCUGAACAUUAGCCCCGGGGACUUUGUUCAUUUAGAAACAUGAGCCGCUGACCAGGUCUGGGACUAAGGCUGAGUCUAGCCACCCUGAUUCUGCCUGACAAAGUAGUGUCAAACGCAAGGGGGCUCAGUUGGAACCUUGUGACCCAGUGGACAGGUUUAGAAACAUGAGCCACUGACCAGGUCUGGGACUAAGCCUGAGUCUAGCCGCCCCGAUUCUGCCUGACAAGGUAGUGUCAAACGCAAGGGGGCUCAGCUGGAACCUCGUGACCCAGUGGACAGGUGUUUGAGUGAUUUUGUGUAUUGGUUGACACAAUGGGUUUGGGUAGCUCCCGAGAAGAAAACUCCGCAACCCCAUUAGGAUUCAUGCUAAGAAACUUUAGUAAGUUCAAAGGGGAUUACGGGGUAAAAAUGUCAAAAGAUAGACUAAUUACUUUCUGUCAGGAGGAGUGGCCAUCAUUUGGAGUGGGGUGGCCGGAUGUCGGUUCUUUUGAUGUGAAAUUGGCUAAUGAAGUGUUAAGUGUGAUAACAAAGGAUGGUCAUUGGGAUCAGUAUCCGUAUGUAGAUUGCUGGGUGAGUGCUGUGAUGAAUCCCAGUCCCCCAUGGGUACAGAAGUGUAAAGGAAAAAUGUGUAAGAUGUUAUUGGCAAAAGACGCUGGGAGAAAGCCCCGAGUCCUCUCUGAUUCUGGUAGUGAAGUAGAUCUAACUCAAGGGUUAAGGCGCAGGGAUGAGGCUAGACCACCACCGGACCCAAGGCGCAGAGUAGAGCCUAGGACACAGCCGGGCAUAAACCAAAUGGAUCAGGAAGAGAUAGCCAGCACUAGCUACUCUAAGACAGGCACAGACCAAAUGGAUCAGGAAAAAACAGCCGGCACAAGCCGCUCUAAAACACCUCCCCCAUAUGAGGGAAAGAAUGUGACAGAACCUAACUCUUUAUCCCCAACUGCCCCCGAUCCUCCCCAGACCCAUUGGAGUGCUCUCCAGUCUGACCAGCCCCCCCUUCAAGAACCAAGAUCAACUCGAAAUCAGAAUCCAAACUACCAGUGUCCACUGCGGGAGAUAAUGACAGGUGGAGGGGACACUGCCUUUGUUUACGUCCCCUUUAACACUUCAGAUUUAUUCAGUUGGAAAAAUCAGAAUCCCUCAUUCAAAGAGGAUCCAGAGAAGAUGCAAAAUUUGUUCCGGUUGGUUGGACAGACUUAUCGCCCCACCUGGGCUGAUAUUCAAAUGAUGUUACACACCCUUCUAACCUCUGAAAAGAGGCGUUUAGUACAGGGAACGGCAAACCGGAUAGCUGAGGAGCGUUUGUCGGCGGGAGAGGGAGGAAAUAUGCGGGACAUAUGCCCAAUUGAGAGUCCCGAUUGGGAUAAUUCAGCGGUUGGAAGACAGCGUAACAACACUUAUUCAGGAAUUAUAGUGGAAGCCCUGGGUGAGGCAGUGCCAUGGGUGACCAAUCUUUCCAAAUUGUAUGAAGUCCGUCAGGGAAAGGAUGAAUCUCCCUCGGUUUUCCUGGAGCGCUUGUUUGAUGCCUUUAAGAAGUUUAGUGAUUUAAGCCCUGAAGCCAUAGAAAAUCAGCGCAUGGUGAAUCUGAUGUUUAUUGGGCAGGCGGCCCCAGAUAUAAAAAAAAAAAAGCUGCAAAAGACUGAGGGGGCAGCGGGUAAACCGCUUUCAGAACUUGUAGAGAUUGCGUAUAAAGUUUAUGGGAAUCGUGAUCAGGUGGCAGAGAGGAGAGAGGAAAAGCAUGGACAAAAACAGAUGACAAUGUUAGCAGCUGCCUUGGGCAAAAGCACAAAUAUCGGUGGGAGAUGGAAGGAGAAACCUGCGGGGGGGCAGAAGAAAGGAACAGGCCGAUUUAAGCCCGAUGAAUGUGCAUAUUGCCGAGAGAAAGGUCACUGGAGGAGGGAUUGCCCUAAGAUGAAAGUCAAACAGAAGAAAAGUCAGUGGGGGGGCCGCCAGAUGCGGGCGGAUUCCUCGGGGGAAGAUUCAAGCUGAAGGAGACCGAGAUCUGAAACCACCACCCUGCGGGCCAGUGCCCGGAAAGAUCCCAUGGCCUUACCUUCAAGCACACCACUGCUUUGAACCCAGCCACCCUGAUGCCAGAACCGGGACCCC